AUGAAGGAAUAUACAUACGAGGUCGACCGUUCGUGGGAGAAACAACGACGACCAGUUGUUAUUGACCAUCAUCAACGUCAACGUCAUCAACGACAACCUAUAGGAGACGACGCUGCUGUAGACGCCGACGCCAGUAGCAUGAGUGAGACGACGUCAGAGUCCGGUGUCAGCGAUCUUGAAACAAGUAUGACUGAUUUCCGUUGUACAUGUUGUCCUUAUGGUUAUCAUCUGGAUACGGAUUUCACAAAGUUUCUUGACGAUAUGUAUGGACCUGAUGUGCUACGUACAUUGAAAAAAAUUGAACGAAAACGGAAUGAUGUACGCCGUCGUUUAAUUAAUGAACAGGUAUAG
This is a messenger RNA of Rotaria sp. Silwood1, 351 nucleotides long. The record is from the annotation of a GenBank genome assembly. Lineage: Eukaryota; Metazoa; Rotifera; Eurotatoria; Philodinida; Philodinidae.